CGCGCGAAGAACUCCGCUGGAGAUGACCGAUGGCCUCGACUUCACGGAAUCUUAAGCCGAAGUACCCACAUUAAAAAGCCAAAGCCAAGGAGGAGCGAGCCAAACCAGCGUCCACUCUGAAGGGAAAUCAAGCCCAUCGAAGAAGAGACUCGCAGAAUCAUCCAAGAUGGUAGCCAUCGCAUGCAAAGUGCUUACUGUCGUCAUCUCUGCCCUGUCCUUCGCCAGCGUUGUCUUGGCCUACUCCGUGGACAAUGUGACGCUCGCAAAUGGAAGGACGAGUGCUACGCCCGGAGAGAGGAUCGCUGUGCACUUCGACACCAGCCUCACGCAGAGCUCGACGGAACAGUACUCGAUAGCUUUUGCCCUUACCACGGCCGACGACAGUCGUCUCAAGACCGCUACUAGCGCCUUCCCCUUCACAGCUGUUGACGUCACAAAUGUUGAAAAGGGCCGGGGAACGAUGCAGAAGGGCUUCGAUGUUGAGGUGACGCUACCCUACAACAUUAAGGAGGAAAAAGUGAAACAAAAGUGGAAGCUCGCAACCGCUAUUCUCAACGCUGGUGGACGAACUGGACUGAUGUACGUAACCUACCUACACACCGACAUCGACAUCAGGUUUCCUUGA
Molecule: messenger RNA, 625 nt
Organism: Acaromyces ingoldii
Lineage: Eukaryota; Fungi; Basidiomycota; Exobasidiomycetes; Exobasidiales; Cryptobasidiaceae
Exons: 2
Coding region: 167-625 (152 amino acids)
Source: RefSeq, a predicted model, not a curated record